Messenger RNA from Phalaenopsis equestris, 548 nucleotides. RefSeq names its product tetraketide alpha-pyrone reductase 1-like. Lineage: Eukaryota; Viridiplantae; Streptophyta; Magnoliopsida; Asparagales; Orchidaceae. The annotation marks the transcript as partial. Gene Ontology annotation, molecular function: oxidoreductase activity, acting on the CH-OH group of donors, NAD or NADP as acceptor. The transcript has 3 exons. The record is from RefSeq and is a predicted model, not a curated record.
GCCUUCAAAUAUGCUCAGGAAAAUGGACUUGAUGUGGUCACCAUCUGCCCAAGUAUAUGCAUUGGUCCUCUACUGCAACCAACAGUGAAUACAAGCAGCUUGUUUCUCAUCAACAUUCUGAACGGAACCAGUGAGUACAUAGAGAAAAUUCAUAACUGGCAUUUUGUAGAUGUUAGAGAUGUCACUGAUGCAGCACUUCUGAUAUUUGAGAAGGAGGCAUCCGGACGAUAUAUUUGCACGCUUGACCCGAUCUAUAUCGUUGACCUCCUCAACUUGUUGAAGAAAAUAUGUCCUGGUUUCAAACACUUUAAGAAUAACUUUAAGCCGGGCGUACUGUUAAAUGCGAGUUCAGAGAAAUUGAAGAAGAUUGGAUGGAAUUGCAGGCCACUAAGUGAUUCCAUUUCUGUUUCGGUUCAAUACUAUGAAGAAACUGGUAUUUUAAGCCUGGAAUAGAAGAACAUGGAAUGUUGAAUUUGCUUAAGAUCCAAGUGUACGAAUAAAGUUGAGAAACUCUCAAUGUCUAAUGAAUUUCUUCAGUUAGUCUUACA